AUGAACAUGGCGAACCUACUGAAAACCGUGGUGACUGGCUGUUCGUGUCCUUUACGUAGCAAUUUGGGGUCCUGUAAGAUUAUACCCGGGAAGAAGGAUUUUUUACGAACAUUUCAUACUCAUCAGGCACUGUGGUGUAAAGCCCCUGCCAAACCAGGAAUUCCAUAUAAGCAACUGACUGUUGGCGUCCCCAAGGAGAUUUUCCAAAAUGAGAAACGGGUGGCAUUGUCUCCUGCUGGUGUUCAGGCCUUGGUCAAGCAGGGUUUUAGUGUUGUCGUGGAAUCGGGUGCUGGCGAAGCUUCCAAGUUUUCUGAUGAUCACUACAGAGCAGCAGGUGCCCAAAUCCAAGGGGCGAAGGAAGUGCUGGCUUCUGAUUUGGUGGUCAAAGUGCGAGCUCCCAUGGUUAAUCCAACAUUAGGUGUUCAUGAGGUCGACCUUUUAAAGACAUCGGGAACAUUGAUUAGCUUUAUUUACCCAGCCCAAAAUCCAGACUUGCUAAAUAAACUUUCUAAAAGAAAAACUACAGUUUUGGCGAUGGACCAGGUUCCAAGAGUCACGAUUGCUCAGGGAUAUGAUGCGCUAAGCUCCAUGGCCAACAUUGCUGGCUACAAAGCUGUUGUACUAGCAGCAAAUCAUUUUGGACGGUUUUUUACUGGUCAGAUCACAGCUGCUGGAAAAGUUCCUCCAGCUAAGAUUCUGAUAGUUGGUGGUGGUGUUGCUGGGCUGGCUUCUGCAGGUGCAGCGAAGUCUAUGGGUGCUAUUGUUCGAGGAUUUGACACCAGAGCUGCAGCUUUGGAGCAGUUCAAGUCUCUUGGUGCUGAGCCCUUGGAGGUGGACUUGAAGGAAUCUGGUGAAGGACAAGGAGGAUAUGCGAAAGAGAUGUCCAAAGAGUUCAUCGAAGCUGAAAUGAAGCUCUUUGCUCAACAGUGCAAGGAGGUGGAUAUCCUCAUCAGCACAGCCCUUAUUCCAGGUAAAAAAGCCCCAGUUUUAUUUAGUAAAGAAAUGAUUGAGUCAAUGAAGGAAGGUUCAGUUGUUGUGGAUUUAGCUGCUGAGGCUGGCGGAAACUUUGAAACCACGAAGCCAGGAGAACUUUACGUUCACAAGGGAGUUACUCACAUUGGCUACACAGACCUUCCCAGCCGAAUGGCCACUCAGGCCAGCACCCUCUAUUCCAACAACAUCACCAAGCUCCUGAAGGCCAUCAGCCCUGACAAAGAUAACUUUUAUUUUGAAGUGAAAGACGACUUUGACUUUGGUACAAUGGGUCAUGUCAUUAGAGGAACUGUAGUGAUGAAGGAUGGAGAAGUGAUUUUCCCCGCUCCCACCCCGAAAAAUAUUCCUCAAGGUGCCCCAGUAAAACCGAAGACAGUGGCUGAGCUGGAAGCUGAAAAAGCAGCUACGGUCACGCCCUUGAGGAAGACCAUGACUACGGCUUCUGCGUAUACAGCAGCGGUCCACACAGUUGUCCAGGAGCUGGUCUCUUUGGCCCCCUGUGAUGACUCAGAUCUAGGAACAAGACCCACCCUGGACCUGCCCUGGCUUGGAAGUCUCAUGGCACCAUUGCACAGCCCUGACAGCAGUGCUGGAGGCCCAGUGUCCAGGGUGUCUGCACGGAACGUGUCUCAUUCCCAGAGGCACUGGUUGACUGCAGUUGGUGGGUUGGCACUGAUGGGAGGACAUUUGUAUCCUUCCACAACUUCUCAGGGCCUUGCUGCUCUUGCUACAUUUAUUUCCUCAGUCAACAUUGCAGGUGGCUUUCUGGUGACCCAGAGAAUGCUGGACAUGUUCAAGCGUCCCACGGACCCCCCAGAAUACAACUACCUGUAUCUGCUCCCUGCUGGCACCUUUGUUGGAGGAUAUUUAGCAGCUCUCUACAGUGGCUAUAACAUUGAACAAAUCAUGUAUCUGGGCUCAGGUCUGUGCUGUGUUGGUGCCCUGGCCGGCCUUUCCACCCAGGGAACAGCUCGUCUUGGCAAUGCAUUGGGCAUGAUUGGGGUGGCUGGAGGCCUGGCAGCCACUCUCGGAGGACUAAACCCAUCCCCAGAAUUGUUAGCCCAGAUGUCUGGAGCAAUGGCUUUGGGCGGUACCAUUGGACUGACAAUUGCCAAACGCAUCCAGAUUUCUGAUUUACCUCAGUUAGUUGCUGCUUUCCACAGUUUAGUGGGCUUGGCAGCGGUGCUUACUUGCAUAGCUGAGUACAUUGUAGAAUACCCACAUUUUGCUGUGGACGCAGCAGCAAAUCUCACCAAGAUCGUGGCCUACCUCGGUACUUACAUCGGAGGCGUCACGUUCAGUGGCUCUCUUGUUGCCUAUGGAAAACUGCAGGGUAUCCUGAAAUCUGCCCCUCUCCUGCUUCCUGGAAGGCACUUACUUAAUGCAGGCCUGUUGGCUGCUAGUGUGGGUGGAAUCGUCCCGUUCAUGAUGGACCCUAGCUUUACCACCGGCAUCACCUGUCUGGGCUCUGUGUCGGCUCUCUCUGCUGUCAUGGGUGUGACUUUGACAGCUGCUAUCGGGGGUGCAGACAUGCCCGUCGUCAUCACCGUGCUGAACAGCUACUCAGGCUGGGCCCUGUGCGCGGAGGGCUUCCUGCUCAACAACAACCUGCUGACCAUCGUGGGCGCACUCAUAGGCUCCUCUGGUGCCAUCCUGUCCUACAUCAUGUGUGUGGCAAUGAAUCGCUCCCUGGCUAAUGUGAUUCUUGGAGGCUAUGGUACGACUUCGACAGCUGGUGGAAAACCCAUGGAAAUUUCUGGCACACAUACAGAAAUCAACCUUGACAAUGCAAUUGACAUGAUUCGUGAAGCUAAUAGCAUUAUUAUUACUCCAGGCUAUGGUCUCUGUGCAGCCAAAGCGCAGUACCCCAUCGCAGACUUGGUGAAGAUGCUCGCUGAACAGGGCAAGAAAGUCAGGUUUGGAAUUCACCCAGUUGCAGGCCGGAUGCCUGGUCAGCUUAAUGUGCUGCUGGCUGAGGCUGGGGUGCCAUAUGAUAUUGUGCUGGAAAUGGACGAGAUCAACCAUGAUUUCCCAGACACCGAUUUGGUCCUUGUAAUUGGAGCUAAUGACACUGUUAAUUCAGCAGCUCAGGAAGACCCCAACUCUAUUAUUGCAGGCAUGCCAGUCCUCGAGGUCUGGAAAUCAAAGCAGGUCAUCGUUAUGAAGAGGUCACUGGGUGUUGGCUAUGCUGCAGUGGACAAUCCAAUCUUCUACAAACCCAACACGGCCAUGCUUCUAGGCGAUGCCAAGAAGACGUGUGAUGCGCUGCAGGCAAAAGUGAGAGAAUCCUACCAGAAGUAA
Messenger RNA from Puma concolor (puma), 3294 nucleotides. NCBI's taxonomy places the organism in Eukaryota, Metazoa, Chordata, Mammalia, Carnivora, Felidae. The record is from RefSeq and is a predicted model, not a curated record.